ACGUGCUGAACCUGCCAACAAUGAAAGCAUGUGAGCAGCACUUACAGGGACAAUCCUUAGUGCACAGUGAACAAGCCUGCUGUGGAAUGUGUAUGUGGGAGUGUGGAAGGGAGAGUUUUCCAUUUUCCCUCCAGCAGUAGGAAACAUCCCAAUAAGGACGGCAGGGCGGGUUCUUGCUGCUGACGCUGUGUGGGCGGGGCCUGCUGCCUGAUUAAAUGGAGCAGUGAUGAUGAAGGCGAGCAGAGCUCCGACUGUGAGACAAACUGAAGGAUGGCGAUGCUGCUGCAGCCUCUGUGGACCUUCGUGCUGGGACACGCCCCCCUCCUGCGCUCGCCCUUCUUCCCCGUGCUCUUCUCGCUCUGCGUCUACCUGUCCUUCUGCCUGCCCUUCCUGCUGCUGGACGCGCUGUCCACCAGGUGGGCGUGGGUGCUCAGGUACAAGCUGCAGCCUCAGAGCUCCGUCAGCUGGCCGUCGGUGCAGCGCUGCCUGGCUCUGACGCUCUACAACCACCUGGUCUUCAUCUUCCCGCUCACCGUGCUGCACUGGUACCUGAGGCCGGUGCACCUGCCCGAGGAGGCCCCGCCCCUUCCGCGCCUGCUGGCUCAGGUGCUCGUGUGCCUGCUGCUCUUUGACUUCCAGAGCUUCGCCUGGCACCUGCUGCACCACCGAGUGCCCUGGCUCUACCGCACCUUCCACAAGGUGCACCACACCUACACCUCCACCUCCGCCCUCACCGCCGAGUACUCGGGCGCCUGGGAGACCCUCAGCCUGGGCCUGUUCGCUGCCGCCAACCCCCUCCUGCUGGGCUGCCACCCGCUCACCGAGCUCGCCUUCUUCGUGGUCAACAUCUGGCUGUCGGUGGAGGAUCACUGCGGCUACGACCUGCCGUGGGCCACGCACCGCCUGGUGCCGCUGGGGCUGUACGGCGGGGCGCGCCACCACGACCUUCACCACCUCAAGUCCAAGUGCAACUUUGCACCGUACUUCACCCACUGGGACCGCCUGGCCGGGACGCUGCAGACGCAGGACUGAGCCGCCGUGAUGGCGAGGAGCUGAUGUAGAGACGUUUUCUAUUUAUUUAUUUAUUCCUGUUUUUAUUUAUUAUGCCACUUCUGAGCCCACCAAUCACAGCGGGCUCUCCUCGACUCGCUGCUCCUCUCUGACGUAGAGACGGAGCAGACGGAGCCACGAGAGCGCCGUGAGCCGUCGACGGCGUGAGAACGUUAACUGAUACUGGACAGAUGUGCCGAUGAGGCAGCUGGCUGCGAGCGCGAGACAAACGAAAGUGAAACGAGGGACAGAGGAAGAGAUAAGCUGGCGAGGAAGACGAGGAGUCGCGCCACCGCUGAAGGAGAAGCGCGGCGUCAGAGGGAAACUGGAAAGUUUGAUUCUGAACUGGGAAGUGAAAGUUUGAGCACUGAAGACAAAAUGAAGCUAAAAUAAAGUUUA
Pelmatolapia mariae (spotted tilapia) is the source of this 1449-nucleotide messenger RNA. RefSeq names its product cholesterol 25-hydroxylase-like protein. The record is from RefSeq and is a predicted model, not a curated record. Bases 271 to 1032 code for a protein of 253 amino acids. Gene Ontology annotation, biological process: cholesterol metabolic process; sterol biosynthetic process. The transcript is spliced from 2 exons. Gene Ontology annotation, molecular function: steroid hydroxylase activity; C-4 methylsterol oxidase activity; iron ion binding. Lineage: Eukaryota; Metazoa; Chordata; Actinopteri; Cichliformes; Cichlidae. Gene Ontology annotation, cellular component: endoplasmic reticulum membrane.